GACUGUGAAAAACGAAAAAUUUGUUCAGUUAAUGUCAGGAAAACAUUAGUGCCCCCACAUGAGUGUGUAUAAGUACAAGGGGAAACACGUUUAGAAAAACCUUUUCAAGAACAAACAAAAAAACUAUCCACAAGCCACAUCCACGCCGAGAAACCCGAAAACGAAUACUGCUCCAUCAUGCAGGUGGCUAAGCCCAAGGAGGGCAAGCAAAAGAAGAUCAGAGGAUCCAAGAACAAGGGAGAAGGUGGCGGGGGUGGUGGCGAUGCCGAUGACUUUGAUGCUUGGAUGAAAUCGCGCCAAUUGAUCAAGCCGGAUGACCAGCUGGAUCUGACAGAGGCCGAGCUCGGGGAGGAGGUCACCAAGGUGCUCACGCCCACAAAUACAAAUGUGCUACGCAAUUUGGUUGUGUUCAGUUUCAAGGAGGGCGAAUAUGUGUCGGCACCCAUGCCGGGCAAUACUGUGACUUUAAUAAGCUUUCCGGGAAAUUCGCUGCACGUGGACUCCGAAGAGGCGCGCAUUCAGGUUGAGGAAUCCGAUGAAAUCGGUUAUCCAUUGCCCAUGCCGAACUAUUCGGUGGUCGAGCAGCGGGAAACCGUAAUGGAGGGCGAAGAAGAAGGCGAAGGGGAAGGCGAAGAGGACGAGAAAAGCGAUAUUGGAAGCAAACACGGUCAUAUCGCUGGCGAGGAAGAGGAAGCCGAGGAAGAAGAGGACGAGGAGGGUAAGGCAACAGAGGGCGAAGCCGCCACCGAGACCGAGGCUGCCGGCGAGGACGAGGAGCAGGGCGGAGUACAGCAAGCAGUUGCUACUCCAGGCAAAAAGCGUAAACUGAUCAAUCAAUUCAACUAUUGUGAACGAGCUACUCUGACCUAUGUCAAUCCCAAGCGUAAUGUGGACACUCAAACCAUUCCGCCGCCUCGUUCCCAGUUCGGCGCCAACGUGCUGCAGUGGGUCAUCUAUGACACCUAUAUGGAGGACUACGAGGAGCAGCAGAAAACGGGCCACAUCCAUGGAGAUCAGAGAAGACGCUCGACCAAAAAGAGCUUCAAAAAGAAGACCGCCUUGGCGGAGCAGCUCAACCGCAAGUAUGUCAGAUGCUGGCAAAUUCUGGAGCGUAUGAUAAACCAGAAUAUAUACGACGAUAUUGGCAACGACUAUCGCUAUUGGGAGGAUCCGGCCGAUGAGUAUCGCGAAGGCGAGGGCAACCUGCUGCCACUUUGGAAGUUCCAAUACGAGAAGACCAAGAAAAUGAACGUCACCGAGAUUACGUUCAAUCCGAGCUACUACGAUCUAUUCGCCGUGUGCUUCGGUUCACAUGAUUUCCUAAAACAGCCCAAUGAAGGCUAUCUGUGCCUGUUCACCGUGAAGAACCCCUCGUAUCCGGAUUACAUAAUUCAAACGGAUUGCGGCGUCAUGUGCUGUGAUAUCCAUCCACACUAUCCGUUCCUUGUGGUCAUCGGCCUGUACGAUGGCAAUGUGGCCGUCUAUGAUCUGCGUGAUGGCUGCAAGGAGCCCAUGUACGUCUCUAGAGGAGUUAAAUGUAAGCAUGCCGAAUGCGUUUGGCAGAUCAAAUGGGGACCGGACAUGGUUGACGGCGAAAUCAACUUCUAUUCUGUUUCCUCCGAUGGCUGCGUCUUUAACUGGAUUCUGAUGCAGAACAAACUGUGGGUAACCACCAUAAUUACGCUUUAUCUAGAGAACGGCAUUGCGGAUGGACCGGAUGGCACCAAAGUCACACUCAGAAGUGGCGGCUCCUGUGUUCAGUUCCAUCCCACAGAUACAGCCGUCUUUCUUGUCGGCACCGAAUGCGGUCUGAUCUACAAGUGCAGCACGGCGUUUAGCUCCAAGUAUCUGAUGACCUACUAUGCACACAAUAUGUCCGUGUAUCGCAUCGACUACAAUCGCUUUGAUUCGAAUAUAUUUGUGUCCUGUAGCGGAGAUUGGCGCGUCAAGGUCUGGGAGGACAUGCGAGCCGAUCCGCUUUUCAUAUUCGACCUCGGCUCUGCCGUUGGCGAUGUCAAAUGGGCGCCCUAUUCGAGCACCGUAUUCGCAGCGGUCACCACCGAGGGCAAGGUGCAUGUCUUCGACCUGAAUGUGAACAAAUACAAGCCCAUAUGCGUGCAGGCUGUGGUGCCCAAGCGCAAAAAUAAACUGACCCGACUGGCCUUCAAUGAGAAGCUGCCCUUCAUUGUGGUGGGCGAUGAGAAGGGAGUUACCACCUCCUUAAAACUGUCGCCCAACCUUCGCAUCAUGGUCAAGCCACCGAAGAAGCAGCUCUAUCUCGACCAGCUGACACUGCAGAACGCAAAGCUGGAGAAGCUAUUGUCCCUGGUAAGGGAGUUGCCGGAGGGUUCACCCGUGCCGGAUGCAGCUACCACUGCACGGACUUAGACGCCAGCUAUCACAAUGAUAAUGUAUUAUAUUUUGAUAAGUUAACCUAUUAAAUAAGUACGAAUAGUA
Drosophila virilis is the source of this 2457-nucleotide messenger RNA. RefSeq names its product dynein intermediate chain 2, ciliary. Lineage: Eukaryota; Metazoa; Arthropoda; Insecta; Diptera; Drosophilidae. Gene Ontology annotation, cellular component: outer dynein arm. Gene Ontology annotation, molecular function: dynein light chain binding; dynein heavy chain binding. The record is from RefSeq and is a predicted model, not a curated record. Gene Ontology annotation, biological process: outer dynein arm assembly; cilium movement.